Vanrija pseudolonga is the source of this 1634-nucleotide messenger RNA. It is a transcript of the gene TIM50, whose product is annotated as Mitochondrial import inner membrane translocase subunit TIM50. NCBI's taxonomy places the organism in Eukaryota, Fungi, Basidiomycota, Tremellomycetes, Trichosporonales, Trichosporonaceae. Gene Ontology annotation, biological process: protein import into mitochondrial matrix. The record is from RefSeq and is a predicted model, not a curated record. The transcript is spliced from 4 exons. Bases 31 to 1554 code for a protein of 507 amino acids. Gene Ontology annotation, cellular component: TIM23 mitochondrial import inner membrane translocase complex.
AUCUUGCCACCAACAACCCACACAACGACAAUGCUGCGCACCUGUGCCGCGCGACUGCUCACUGCUCCUCGGGGAGCGCGAACGCUGUCGGCGAGCGCGCCAUCGCUCAUCAGGGUCAAGAAGCCCGAGGGUGCUGCUCCUCCUGCCACGCCGUCUUCUCCACCUCCGGCAACGCCCAAGCCCGCCGCCGCCGCCGACUCGGCACCUGCCGAGCCCCCGCUGCCCGCUGCGGGCGCGACGACUGCGGGCCUCGCGGACGCCCAGGCGGCCGCUUACGAGGCGCAUGAGGCGCGCGAGGACGCCGAGGAGAUCCUCGCCACGCCCGACCUCUCCAAGCUCCCCUCGCUCGACAUCGACCCCGAGGCCAACCCGAACGCGUCGAUCGCCGAGCCCAAGUCCGAGGCCAAGGACAAGGCUGAUGCUGCUGCUGGCGGUGCUGACCGCAAGGGCCGCCCCCGCAAGGAGUACGUCUCGAGCAUUGAGCGCCAGCGCCGCCUCAUGUCGCGCCUCGGCUUGACGGCCCUGCUCCUCGGCGGCGUCGGAACGGCGUACUACCUCGGCCAGCAGAAGGGCGAGGAGAACGCCGGCAACGCGUGGGACAACUUCAAGCGCAACUUUACCGAGCUGAGCGACGUCUUCUCCAAGCCCGCCUUCACGCAGCUCCUCCCCGACCCCCUCCCGCCCCCCCACCAGCGCCCGUACACGCUGCUGGUUGACCUCGACGGCCUGCUCGUCCACUCGUCGUGGGACCGCCAGCACGGCUGGCGCACGGCCAAGCGCCCCGGUGUCGACUACUUCCUCGCCUACCUGUCCCAGUUCUACGAGAUUGUCCUCUUCACCUCGCAGCCCAUGUACACUGGCCUGGCGGUCGCCGAGAAGCUCGACCCCUUCACCCUCUACCUUCCUUACAAGCUCUUCCGCGAGUCGACGCGCUACAUUGACGGCAAGGUGGUCAAGGACCUGUCAUACCUCAACCGUGACCUCUCCAAGACCAUCCUCCUCGACAUCAACUCGGACCACGCCGCGCUCCAGCCCGAGAACGCCAUCAUCGUCAAGCCAUGGGAGGGCAAGGCGGGCGACAAGGGCCUUGUCGAGCUCAUCCCCUUCCUUGAGUCCAUUGGCAUCUUUGCCCCUGCCGACGUCCGCCCCGUGCUGAAAAACUAUGCGGGCAAGGACAUUCCCAAGGAGUACGCCAAGCAGGAGGCGGCGAUGAAGGAGCGUGCCAUCGCCGACUGGGAGCGCACGCACCCCAACGCGGCGGCCGGCGCCGGCUCGGGCUUCCUCUCGGGCCUGUUCGGCGGCGGCGGUGGCCAGCAGACGCGCCCCACCGAGCCCAAGACGUACCUCGAGAUCAAGCGUGCGCAGGCGCAGCGCGCGUACGAGGAGGAGCAAAAGUACUACAAGGAGCAUGCGGAGGAGUUUGCCAGGUUGAUCGAGGAGGACAAGCAGCGCCAGAUGGCCGAGAUGAAGGGCUCGAUUGCGGGCUUCUUUGGCGGCCCAGCUCCUGACCAGGCUGCCCAGCCGCCCGCCGAGGCGCACCCCGCCCAGAAGUAGGAACUUCGUCAUUACACUCUUUAAAAUCAAUCAGCAUCCCGUUGCGUAGCAUCCGUAGCACAUGCAGACAGCUCUGCUCA